AUGGCAUCAAAAAGUACCAGUCGAUCACAACCUAUUAAUACAACGACACAAUGUAAUGACACAGGUUUCGAUUUUCCAUUGAGUCCAAAUGAACCGGGAAAAUUCGAUUUCUAUCGUGUGCAUUUAAAUAAUCAAGCUCAUAAAAAUGAUUCAAUGUUUUCGGAUAAUUAUGAACCACCUCAUAUAUCAACUGAAUUACCAAAGCGUUUGACAGCAUUCGCUAAUAUGAAACAUUUAUCCGAUCAAGGAAAAACUUCUUCAUCAUCAGCCUUAUUUUGUUCAACAUUACAAUCAUCAACAGAUUCGGAUGUAUCGACUAUACAUAACAAGACAUUAAAUAAACCAAUACAAACAGUUGCAUCAUUUUCAUCAUUAGCUGAUGCAGUUAAAAAUGCUAUGAACAGAGGACAUUUAAAUACUACUACAGAUCAACUUCGACGGCCUGUAAGUGGAACAACUUUAUCAUCAAAAGAUCUUAAUCAUUUAUCACCUCAAUCCAUGUAG
Molecule: messenger RNA, 504 nt
Organism: Rotaria socialis
Lineage: Eukaryota; Metazoa; Rotifera; Eurotatoria; Philodinida; Philodinidae
Source: the annotation of a GenBank genome assembly